Saccostrea echinata is the source of this 336-nucleotide messenger RNA. Its product is annotated as procyclic form-specific polypeptide-like. The transcript is spliced from 2 exons. Lineage: Eukaryota; Metazoa; Mollusca; Bivalvia; Ostreida; Ostreidae. The record is from RefSeq and is a predicted model, not a curated record. Bases 1 to 336 code for a protein of 111 amino acids.
AUGGCUGGAACAACAAUGGCUGGGACAACAAUGGCUGGAACAACGGAUGGAACAACAACUGGGACGAUGGCUGGAGAGGGGGAAGAUGGCCGCGACGGGGGUCGUUCGAACUGUAACAAUGGACUUCCUAACUGUGGUUGGCAUGUUGACCCCAUCCCUGACCAACAACCAAAUCCUUACCCACGACGUAAUCCUUACCCACAACCAAACCCUUACCCAAGGCCGAACCCAGGAUGCAUACCCCCUGCAUGUCAUGUUGAUCCCCCUUCUCGGCCUCAGGUACGCGGAGGAAGUGUUCGAUUAGGAGGACGCCCCGAGCAUGGAUAUCCAGGAUAA